UGUAAGAGCACUGUAGGGUCUACCAGUCCCAUGCUUAAACUAAUGUGUGUGUGAGAAUUUGUCAAUUUUGUUUUUACAAUUAAACAUAAAUCCAAGGACCAGAAGUAUGACUAGCUUGCUAAGAACUUUGAAGUCAUUUCCUACCACAUCAAUGAGUGUACAAUGUCGAAGUAUUUGCCAGCUCCCGAGGAAAGAUACGAUAUGUUUGGUUAGCAGCCUGUUUUAUCGGAGUGACGUGAGUUGUUUCCGCCUGAACUGCGGGCGUGAUAAUAGUCUGAGGCAGGCUAAAACUCGACGGGUAGUGCCGCUGUUGAUGCAAAAAUCUUUUUGUUCAGAGUCUGGCAAAAGUGAAUCAUCCGAUAAAAGGCCAGACAGAAAACUUCCUAAGAUUUAUACAAGAACUGGUGACAAAGGUACAUCGGUUACUAUAGCUGGGGACCGGAGACCGAAGAACGAUAUAGUCUUUGAGGCUCUCGGAGCUACAGAUGAACUCUCCUCACACAUAGGGCUUGCCAGAGAGUUUGUCCAGGAGUCAAAUUUAUCAUCAACAAAUCUACAGCUAGAGGAGAUUCAGUGCAUUCUCCAGGAUGCAGGUUCCAACAUCGCCACACCAAAGAGUUUAGCUUCAAAGAAUCAGCUAGAUAUGACUGGAUUCAAUGGUGCCACUGUUGAGAUGUUAGAGACCUGGAUAGAUGAAAUGACAACCAAGCUGCCUCCUCUAAGAAACUUUAUACUGCCGUCAGGAGGGAAGUCUAGCAGCGCCAUACAUGUUGCAAGAUCAGUAUGUCGAAGGGCGGAGAGAAGCAUUGCACCUCUUGCUACAAGUGAUGAAAUAGAUCCUGCAGUGGCCAGAUUCAUCAACAGGUUAAGUGACUACUUGUUCACAGCAGCUAGGUAUGUGGCCCAGGAAGAAGGAAAGAAGGAGACAGUUUACAGAAGAGUCAAGCCAAAGGACAAGAAAUGAAACAGAAAAUCUUCUUACCAGGAAAUAAAGACUGUUCAUUUGUGCUGCUUAUGUUCUACCUCCUUCUCUCUCUCAUAACUUUGUGAAUUUGAUGACAAGUCUUUCUCUUUCCCACUCUCUC
Molecule: messenger RNA, 1085 nt
Organism: Strongylocentrotus purpuratus (purple sea urchin)
Lineage: Eukaryota; Metazoa; Echinodermata; Echinoidea; Camarodonta; Strongylocentrotidae
Gene: mmab
Product: corrinoid adenosyltransferase
Exons: 9
Coding region: 107-964 (285 amino acids)
Molecular function (GO): corrinoid adenosyltransferase activity
Source: RefSeq, a predicted model, not a curated record